Molecule: messenger RNA, 377 nt
Organism: Trichosurus vulpecula (common brushtail)
Lineage: Eukaryota; Metazoa; Chordata; Mammalia; Diprotodontia; Phalangeridae
Product: glypican-6-like
Exons: 2
Coding region: 51-377 (108 amino acids)
Biological process (GO): regulation of protein localization to membrane; cell migration; regulation of signal transduction
Cellular component (GO): extracellular region; synapse; cell surface
Source: RefSeq, a predicted model, not a curated record
CGGAGCCGGACCUGGGAUUUAUUUACUGAGCUGGAUUUGCAUGCUACACCAUGCCUUCUCGGAUCGGAGCUCUGCUUUUCUCUUUCACCGGGCUGCUGAUAUCACUUUCAGUCGAGGCGGAUGUUAAAGCUCGGAGCUGCAGUGAGGUCAGACAAGCUUACAGUGCCAAAGGAUUCAGCCUGGUCAAUAUACCCUACCAGGAAAUAGCAGGGGAACACUUAAGAAUCUGCCCUCAGGAAUACACAUGCUGCACCACAGAAAUGGAAGACAAAUUGAGCCAACAAAGCAAACUGGAGUUUGAAAAUCUUGUGGAAGAGACAAGCCAUUUUGUGCGUACCACCUUUGUGUCAAGGCACAAGAAAUUUGAUGGUAGGUGA